AUGGCGCAAAACAAUACUCGCCCGGAACCACCAGUAGUCGAAAGAGACGGCUUCUCGCUGACCAAAGGUAGCUUCUGCGCCAGCAAUGGAAAUGUCGAACAGGUCAGCGGCAGUCGAUUGCACGAACUCUUUUGGCCAGAGUCUCUACGAUUGAAAAGAGACCAGAAGAAAGCCAGUGAAGAAGCUCGAGAGCUAUUUAAAAAGGCAUUCUUUGCAGGACAGCUGAAACAUUAUGGGAUCAGUUUUCAUCCAAGGAAUUCCAAAGUUGGAGAGUUGAAAGAGCUUUUGAUAAAUGCAGUUGCUCAAGGACAUUGUGAUCAUGUUCCGCAGUCAGUACUGUCUUUGAGACAGUCAAUGGAACAAGUUCUGCAGCCUUUAUAUGAGAAGUGGGAGAAGGACGUCCAUGAAUGGGACACAAACGACAGGCGUAGAAGACUGGAGGAACUAAACAACUGCAAAACUCUCGGUGAGAAAGCGAGCUAUAAUUUAGAUCUCUUUCUCGAACACUACUUCACCACAAAUGGACAGCCUGAUCAGCAUAAAACACCAGAGCCAUUGUCAUUAGAAGGGUUUGAUGACAAACUGCCUCUACACCUCAAGGCAGGAGAGAUUCCUGGACUGUAUACAAAGAGUGGAGGCUCUAAAGAUAAGCGAACGCUUUGCAUCGCAGAGAAGCGUGAAAGGGAGAUGAAGUGGGCGAAAGCGAUGGAAGCACACGAACAGUUCACAUCAACUAUCAAACCACCUCCACCAAGUCUAGGUCGCAAGGCAAGCCGCGCUUCGACCUUGAAAAAUGUCAAGGGUCGUAUAUCAUCAAGUGCGAUUCUUUUGAGAGCCAAUUAUGAUUUCAGGAUCAUUACUGGAGCUAUGCUCUUGUAUAAUGACGAGGAGACCUUGGACGAUCCCGUUGGCGACUCUGAUGAUGAUUCAGGAACGGAUGAUAGUGCAGAGUCUGAAGAUAAAAGAAGACACGAAGAGCGGCGGCAAGAGAAACUUGAAGAAAGACACGGAAAGAAAAACCAAAUUCCGUCCUGCAAAGAAGAAAAGGAUUCUGUCUUCGCUGUCCCGACGGGAUUUUUAUCGGUUGCGUGGCGAAGAAACUGGCGAAGGCGAGAUUCUUUCCGACACAGAGGCUGGGGAGAUCGAUUUCCUGAACGACGACUGUACCAAGUUCUCUGGUUUGGCAUGCGAACUCCCUUACGUAGGGAGUAG
This is a messenger RNA of Fusarium redolens, 1212 nucleotides long. RefSeq lists its product as uncharacterized. Lineage: Eukaryota; Fungi; Ascomycota; Sordariomycetes; Hypocreales; Nectriaceae. The transcript is spliced from 4 exons. The record is from RefSeq and is a predicted model, not a curated record. The coding region runs from base 1 to 1212 and encodes 403 amino acids.